Fukomys damarensis (Damara mole-rat) is the source of this 493-nucleotide messenger RNA. It is a transcript of the gene Fgf3, whose product is annotated as fibroblast growth factor 3. The transcript is spliced from 2 exons. Gene Ontology annotation, molecular function: growth factor activity; fibroblast growth factor receptor binding. Gene Ontology annotation, biological process: cell differentiation; positive regulation of cell population proliferation; fibroblast growth factor receptor signaling pathway. The record is from RefSeq and is a predicted model, not a curated record. Bases 16 to 429 code for a protein of 137 amino acids. Lineage: Eukaryota; Metazoa; Chordata; Mammalia; Rodentia; Bathyergidae. Gene Ontology annotation, cellular component: cytoplasm.
GGGCGGUACUUGGCCAUGAACAGGAGGGGUCGGCUCUAUGCUUCGGAGCACUACAGCGCUGAGUGCGAGUUCGUGGAGCGGAUUCACGAGCUGGGCUACAACACAUACGCGUCACGCCUGUACCGCACGGCGCCCAGUGGGCCGGGAGUGCGGAUGCAGCCGGGGGCCGAGAGACUCUGGUACGUGUCUGUGAACGGCAAGGGCCGGCCCCGCAGGGGCUUCAAGACCCGCCGCACCCAGAAGUCCUCCCUGUUCCUGCCCCGAGUGCUGGACCACAGGGACCACGAGCUGGUGCGGCUGCUCCAGACCAGCGCGGCCCAAGUACCAGGCAGGGGUGUGCAGUCCCGCCGGCGGUGCCAGAAGAAGCAGGGCCCAGGAGGCCGCCGCAGCCGGGAGCCUCUGCGUGUUCGGGCCACCGCGGGGCUCUGAGCUGGCAACAGGGGGACUCGCUCUGACCCUCGGAGACUGGAAUUUCAAUCAAGGGGCACAUGGG